AUGGCGCAAACACGCCCUCCCCACCCACAGGGACAGCAACAACAACAGCAGCAACCCCCACCGCAAUUCGCUACACACCCCUUCUCUCCUCCAGUCUCUUCGCCUUCACCUCACUCUGGACAAUCUCCAGUCAACGGAUCGAUCGCGCCGCCACCUCAAAAGAAGCCUCGCUUAUCUCCUCUUCCUCCAUCUCAAACGCAAUCACCGUAUGCCUCGCCAAGCUUCGGCGCAAUGCAACUUCCUCCGGCACAGCCUCAGGUGAACGGCAUGGCCACCAAUCUCACCCCGUCAACUCCCACUGGGGCUGCGCCUGCUCCAGGGACCAUGGGACCUCCAUCACGCCCUGUUGAUAAGACAACUGAUGCAGCUGAGCUCACAGACGUAUUGGCCUCCUCGGGAAUUGACGUUCGAGAAGAAGAGGCUUUCCUCACGCGCAGUUUCUCUGGGCCGAAUGCGCAGGCGCAGGCGGCCAAUAGACCCCCACUGCCACAGCAACCAUCCCAAACAAAUGCGUCCUUUGCAUCGCAAACGUCCACGACUGGGACAAUCUCUGCGACGAGCAGUUUUGGUGACCCACCCAACAACAAGCCAGCGGCUGCGACGAGUUCGUUCUCUUCCGAUCCGACAUCUCAAAGCUCCACCAUUAGCAACCAGCCCACACGUGCAAACACAGAGGCGGCACGAAGGGCACAAUACCAUCUUCAGGAACCGUUCCUGUUCGCGAAGCUUGUGGAGCAGAAGAUUCAGAAGCGUGGUUUUGAGCUUGGGGUUCGGAUCCCCUCGGAAGGUCUUUUUCAUCCAGUACCCGGCCGCCAGGCUCCGAUUGAAGUCACUGGUCCCGAUGGCUCUUCUAUCGUGCGAACUGGUCAAACUAUCCUCAAUCAGGAGGGAGCGCCGCUUGUCGACAUCUUGAAUCUCGUUUCUCUCUCAUGCGAAGAGCGCCUCCGAGGGGUCAUAGACUAUGCAUCUACGCUGGCGCGCAGUCGCAGAGCCCAUUCGCACGGGGUAGUACCAGAUGCGUGGGUUGACAUUGCAAAACCUCUCGGUCCCACUGCGGGGAAUACUGUUACUCCGUCUAAACGACCCCAUUUGGACGGCGAUGCUGCAGCUCGCAAACCACCAGCGGAGAGAUACAAGGGCUUUGUUACGAGAGAAGGUAGUCGGGAAAACAAACGGGCUGCCAAGCGCGCAAAACGUGGAACCAGUGCGACAGCUGUUGAUGAACCGAGCGCACGAUAUGACCCAGUGGCAAUUAUGGGUUCAGCCCCGUCCACACCGGUGGGGGAAAGAGCUCCUAGCUUUGACAGCAAGAAGUCCAUGACGAAGAAAGAGCAAAAGAAAAUGAUGGAUAACAAAGCCAACGAGGCACAGCAACAUCAGCAGUCGGUGGAGACAGCACGACUUGCCACAAAUUCCAUGCUUUCUGGGCGCAUGUUCGGCGCCAAAAAGUCAUAUUCGUGGCUGAAGCCUGGAGGCUCGUCGAGUGGCUUUUCGACGCCCACCCGACCUGCACCCUCUACCCCUACAACAACAGCAGCAACAACAGGGCCAGAGAAGCACACUCAGUCCGGUGAGACACCAGCCGGGCCACCGAAGCGACGCCUCGGCACGUGGCGAGAAGACCAGGAGAAAGGACGAGGCAUUCAGGUUCGGGACAUCUUGUUUGCUGUCGAGGCUGAUGGGCGAGCGAGUAAACAUGUCCAAAAGGGUUAUUCGAGGGAUCCAAAGGAGGACCGAGGGUCAUGA
Molecule: messenger RNA, 1746 nt
Organism: Penicillium diatomitis
Lineage: Eukaryota; Fungi; Ascomycota; Eurotiomycetes; Eurotiales; Aspergillaceae
Exons: 2
Coding region: 1-1746 (581 amino acids)
Biological process (GO): DNA-templated transcription initiation
Cellular component (GO): transcription factor TFIID complex
Source: RefSeq, a predicted model, not a curated record